AUGUGUCUUGAACAACGACGGCAGAUUAAGUUGGCUUCUGUUGUUGGAAGAAGUCUUGAUUUUGGCGUGUCAUCGUACCAGCAGAUGGCUCCUGUGGGGCAUUUGAGGCCGGGUGUCCUAUCUUCAUACCAAUUUGUGGUUGUACUAAGACAUUCGGAGCUCGGUGUCCUAUCAUUGUACCAACGGAUGGUUGAAGUGAGGCAGUUGGAGCUUGGUGUCCGAUCAUCGUACCUAUGGAUGACUGCAGUAAGGCAUUCGGAGCAGGGUGUCCUGUCAUCGUACCAAGAGACCGCAAUAGUGAGGCAUCCGGAGCUGAGUUGCAUUGAUCUGAAUAGGCAGCGGCAGAGGCCGGUGCCGGAUGCUCUGCUGCUUCCUGCCUUGCCUUGCGCCCUUGCGAGACACCGCCGCAGACCUUGGGCUUUGCUGCCCGAAAAAGUGGUCCUUCGGCAAAUGGUUGAUAAAGGUGUUCGACCCAAUAUCAGGACAUAUAAUAGUCUGAUCCAUGGAUAUUCUACUUCGGGUCAGUGGAAGGCGGCAGUUAGGAUAUUCAAAGAAAUGAUUAGUCUUGGUGUUAUACCAAAUGUUUUCACGAUCAACUCAUUUAUGGAUUCCCUUUGUAAGCACGGAAGGACAAAGGAAGCUCGAGAAAUUUUUGACUCCAUGUCUGCAAAGGGCCUGAAACCUGAUAUCGUCUCCUACUCUACUAUGCUUAACGGGUAUGCAAAAGGAGAAUGCUUCGAUGAUAUGAUUGGUCUCUUCAAUUCGAUGGUACGGAAUGGUAUUGUACCUGACCACCAUAUUUUCAACAUACUGAUCAAGGCAUAUGCUAAACGUGGACUGAUGGAUGAGGCUAUGCACUUGUUCGAAGUAAUGAGGCAACAAGGAGUAAACCCAAAUGUAGUUGACUAUCUAGUGGUAAUGGAUUCACUUUGCAAGAUGGGUAAGAUGGCUGCUGCUAUGGAUAAAUUUAAUCAAAUGAUCAAUCAAGGAGUUUCACCUCAUAUAGGCAUUUACCAAUGUCUGGUUCUGGGUUUUUGCUCUCAUGGCGAUUUUGUGAAAGCCAAGGAAUUGAUCUCUGAAGCAAUUAAUAGAGGUAUGUGUUCUAACAAUGUGUUCUUCUAUCCUGUAAUAAACAACCUGUGCAAAGAAGGAAAUGUAAAGGAGGCACAGGAUAUGUUUGACUUCAUUGUAGGUAUCGGUCAGCGGCCUGAUGUUUCUAUGUACAAUUCACUGAUGGAUGGAUAUUGCCUUGUUGGCAGUGUGGAGGAAGCACUGAGAGUACUUCAUGCUGUGAAGUCUGCUGGCCUCCAACCCAAUGCUAUUACGUAUGGUACACUUCUUAAUGGCUACUGCAAAAUGGGAAGGAUCACCGAUGGAUUGAGUCUUUUAAGGGAAAUGUCACUCAGCGGGGUUAAGCCCACGACUGUUAUGUACAACAUUAUACUUGAUGGACUGUUUUGCUCUGGGAGAACAGUUUCUGCGAAGGAAAAAUUCGAUACGAUGGUUAAAAGUGGCAUACCAGUGAGCGUUGCCACGUACAAAAUAGUUCUUUGUGGACUUUCUAAAAACAAUUGCACUGAUGAAGCAAUAGAGCUGUUCAAGAAAAUGCGUGCAAUGAACGUGAAGAUUGAUAUCAUAACACUCAAUACCAUGAUUUCUGCAAUGUUUAAAACUAGGAGAAUUGAAGAAGCUAAGGAUUUGUUUGCUACUAUAUCAGCAAUCGGGUUGGUGCCUUCUGUUGUGACUUACACUUUAAUGAUUACGAAUUUCAUAAAGGAAGGGUUUUUGGCAGAGGCUGAUGAUAUGUUUUUAGCAAUGGAGAAGGCUAGCUGUUCUCCCAACUCCAGUCUGCUAAAUCAAGUGGUCAGGGCGUUGCUGGAAAAAGGUGCAGUUGUAAAGGCUGCAACUUAUCUCGCUAAACUUGAUGCUAAACAGCUGUCACUUGAAGCUUCAACGAUUUCGUUAAUAGUAUCUCUCUUCUCAGGGGAAGGGAAACUAAGGGAGAACGUACAGUUGCUUCCAGUAAAGUACCAGCCUCCUGAGAGUUUGGCUGACAAAGUGACAAUUGAUACAAGUGUACCGCCAUUGAGUGGAUUAUUUUGUUGGUCUUGUGACCUUCUGGUCAACCUGUAUCUCAACCUGGAAGGGGUAGACAAUGUCUUGUCAGCAAUGGAGAAGACUAGCUGUGCUUUCAACUCUCAGUUGCAAAAAGCAGCUAUGUGGUCAGAGUAUUACUGGAGAAAGCCGGCCAACCUCCUCCCCGUACGCGAGCCCGUGGUGCCGGAGUCGCCGCCGGCCUGUCCGCGCCGCUCCGGGGCGUCCCUCUGCCCGCCGCCGGCUGUAGCUCGCGGGGAGCCGAGCCCGCAGCUCCUCGCCGCCUCGCCGUCCCGUUCUGCGCGACCUCUGGCCGCCGCGUCGUUCCACGAGCCGCCGGUCAGCCUUGCCGGAGUCCGCCGCCGCCAUGCGCCGUCGUCUUGCGCCGCCAGCCGCGCCCGUUCUGCGCAGCCGCCGGGAACUGGCUCCCUAGUCGCCGCUGGGCUCCCAUGCUCGAUCCGCCGCCAGGUCGUGCCUCGGGCACGACGAGGAGGUCGCUCCCAGCGCCGAGACGCCCAGGUGGGCCUUCCGGCACCUGCGCCCCAGCGGCCCAGAUGGGGCCUCACCGCAGCGGCCCACGCCCGAGCCGCCGGCCCCGCUCCACCGACUCCAGCCGGCCGGCCUCGGCCCAGCGCCUCACCAGUUCCGUCGGCCCAAGUAGCCACGCAGGUGAGCCCAGCAAGCCUAUCCCUCGCCCAGGGCGUGAAUUAG
Hordeum vulgare subsp. vulgare (domesticated barley) is the source of this 2805-nucleotide messenger RNA. RefSeq names its product protein Rf1, mitochondrial-like. The record is from RefSeq and is a predicted model, not a curated record. The transcript is spliced from 6 exons. NCBI's taxonomy places the organism in Eukaryota, Viridiplantae, Streptophyta, Magnoliopsida, Poales, Poaceae. Bases 1 to 2805 code for a protein of 934 amino acids. Gene Ontology annotation, molecular function: protein binding.